Molecule: messenger RNA, 690 nt
Organism: Orycteropus afer afer
Lineage: Eukaryota; Metazoa; Chordata; Mammalia; Tubulidentata; Orycteropodidae
Source: RefSeq, a predicted model, not a curated record
AUGUCGCUCCACAACCAGCGCAAGUACAAAUGUGGGGACUUAGUGUUUGCAAAGCUUAAGGGCUUCAUGCAUUGGCCUGCCCGAAUAGAACAGACAAAUGGGUCCAACAGAUACCAAGUCUUUUUUUUUGGGACCCAUGAGACGGCAUUCUUGGGCUCCAAAAACCUUUUCCCAUAUGAAGAGUACAAGGAGAAGUUUGGCAGACCCAACAAGAGGAGAGGCUUCAGUGAGGGGCUGUGGGAGAUCGAGAACAACCCCACUAUCAAGGCUUCUGACUGCCAUUUCUCCCAAGAAAAGAGCUGCGGGGACAAGCCCCAGCCUAUGGCUACCGAGGGAGCCGGAGAUAAGAAGAGGCCCACCGACGGCAGCGGUGACCAAGAGGGAAAGCUAACCCUCAGGGAGCCAGCCAAGGAGGAGAAGGAGAAGUGUACGCUGAAGGGGAGCGCUGGAGACCUGCUGGAGACCUCCCCCAAACGUCCCAAGGAGGCCGAGCCCAAAAGAGAGGAGAAGGAAGAGGCCAGGGUCGGCGAUGAGAUGCCUCUCCUGGUGGAGGAGGAGGACAACAGCGACCCCUCGGAGCUCCGCGCGGUAUGCCGCCCCCCCGAAGAGGAGCAGAAGCCUGAGGAAGUGGAAGAAACGCCUGAGAAGGAGGCUGAGACCCCAGGGGUCAGAGGUCAGGAGAGUCCAUAG